Stereum hirsutum FP-91666 SS1 is the source of this 1470-nucleotide messenger RNA. RefSeq lists its product as uncharacterized. Lineage: Eukaryota; Fungi; Basidiomycota; Agaricomycetes; Russulales; Stereaceae. The transcript has 6 exons. The record is from RefSeq and is a predicted model, not a curated record. The annotation marks the transcript as partial.
CACCGCUCCGAAUACCUGGACGAGUUCGUGCGGUUCGAAGGCCGGAGCUAUUGGAGAGACCAGCAGUAUUGUCCCUCGUGUGACAAGGGGCUCCCAAUAAUCCGGUGCGAUGACUGCCAUGGUCGUCAGUUGGUCUGCGAGGAUUGUGCGGUGGCACAACACCACCGAAGCCCUUUCCAUCGUAUCAAGAGAUGGAACAGUCGGUACUUCGAACCUGAGUCGCUCGCUAACCUCAAGCUGUGCGUCCCUUUGGGGCCACACUGCCCUGAGAAGCCCUGCGCCUCCGCCGACAUUCAGACAUUUACGAUCAUUCACACUAACGGGAUCCACACCAUCAAAAUCGCCUUCUGUCGCUGCGAGUCCACCGCCACUCCUCGCCGAGUGCAGCUUCUUCGGGCGGGGAUUUUCCCGGCAACCAUCAUCGAUCCACAAACUGGUGCCACAUUCGAGGCCAUGCGCCUCUUCCACACACUCUCACUUCAAAGUAAGCUCACGGGAUACGACUUCAUCCAUGGGCUCGAGCUCUUGACGGACAACACUGGGGUUCUUUCUACACCUUUUCGCCUACCGUCUUUCAUGAUCAUGGUGCGAGAGUGGCGCCACCUGAAGAUAGUAAAGCGGGCAGGACGAGCCCACGACUCCGAGGGAAUCGCAGGAACAGGUCUGGGGGAGCUCGCCGUUCAAUGUCCGGCGUGUCCUCAGCCGGAUCGAAAUCUUCCAAGCGGGUGGGAUACAGUGCCCGAAGGCGAUCAUUGGUUAUAUCGCCUUAUCCUCGCGAUGGAUGCAAACUUUCGCCUCAAGAACCGCCUUCGGUCGAAUAGCAAAGCUGAUCCAGGCCUCGGCACGGGGUGGGCCUAUUUCGUUCCUGAGGAGGCCUACCGGGAGCAUAUCCUGAAAUACGUCACGCAAGAGGAGAUUAGUACUUGUUCCGGAUUCUCAGCUCUCUCGAAUGCAAAUCAAAAGAACGCCCGCGGCCUUCGUUCCACAGGAGUUGGUGCAUGUGUGUGUGCACGCCACACAUUUUGGCGGGCAACUGGUAUGGGCGACUUGCAGAAAGGCGAGCGGUACUGCAACAUGGACUUUAUGUACCUUUCGAGCAUCAGAGGUACUCUGGUCCUCAGAAUUCUCCUCAGCUACGACGUCAUUUGCCAGUGGAAGGUGAAGUUCUGGACUGAGCGCCUUCCCCAAAUGCCCGAAAACCUGAGGCCGACCAUUCCGAAGGAAGCCGUGGACCUGGCCGUUCCAAAAUUCCAUCUCGUCGGCCAUGAAUCAGCUUGCCACCCGCCACAUAGUUUGAGCUUCAAGGUCGGCGCUGGCCAAACCGAUGGUGAAGGAAUUGAGAGAAAUUGGGCCGUGAUAAAUGGUGUGGCGACAAGCACACGGGAGAUGGGAGCUGGCGCGCGACACGACACGAUAGACGACCAUUGCGGCCACGCAAACUGGCGCAAGCUAGUAGGACUAGGUAUGUGA